This is a messenger RNA of Aspergillus alliaceus, 1500 nucleotides long. Its product is annotated as kinase-like domain-containing protein. The transcript has 4 exons. The coding region runs from base 1 to 1500 and encodes 499 amino acids. The record is from RefSeq and is a predicted model, not a curated record. Gene Ontology annotation, cellular component: mitochondrion. NCBI's taxonomy places the organism in Eukaryota, Fungi, Ascomycota, Eurotiomycetes, Eurotiales, Aspergillaceae.
AUGGUAGAGCCAGAGACAAGUACCCAAGUCAGUUCAGACUUCUCAGGAGUGAUCGAAGUGCGUCUCUCUACGAGUUCUGGCGAAGACUCGUUCCGCAUCACUUUGGGGCGGACUCCCGUCUUGCCCUUCAAUCUAUCUUCGUAUUUCUUCCCAUUCUUCAUCUUCAGUGGACUCACCCAUGGUGUGAAGCUUCUUAAGUGUGUCGAAGGGCAAUUCAACAAAGCAUUUAUCUUGACUAUGAGCUCCGGCGAUGUAAUUGUUGCUCGAUUACCAUAUUCAAACGCAAGUCCAGCCUUCUAUGCAAUCAUGUCGGAGAUUGCGACACGUAAUUUUUUACGGGACGUCUUAGACAUCCCUAUCCCUCGUGUCUAUGCUUGGUCAGCUGAGGCAUCUAACCCAGUCGGUGCUGAGUACAUUAUCGAGGAGAAAGCUACAGGGCAGCCAUUGGGCAAACUUUGGGAUACAUUACCUAUACCAGAACGCCUGGAAGUAGUGAACCAAAUCGUGGCUGUGGAGAAGAAACUCGCCUCAAUCCCUUUUCCAAAACAUGGAUGCAUUUAUUAUGAGUCGGAUCUAAAGUCAAGGUCUCUCAUAUAUGAGCGGCUGGAUAUACUAGAAGGCUUGGCUUCAGUAUCAUCUCUCUGUCAUAAGAGCGAACUACCGGGCUUUGUAAUCGGGCCAUCAAGCAAUCCAAGGCUUUGGGAAGGGAAAAGAGCAACCAUGAACAUUGACAGAGGUCCAUGGAAUAACGCCGCUGAUUAUGCCACAGCUAUCGGAAAGAACGAACUUGAAUGGGCAACAUCUUAUGCAGAGCCAAGAUUGAAUUAUCAUCGGCCGUUGGAACACUUUGAAACGCCAGAUGAUUAUAUUUCGCUUAUAAAGCGCUAUAUAACAAUUGCUUCAUACUUAGUGUCCACUUCAAUGGACACAGAGCAGACAAACAGGAUCUCACACCCAGACUUGCAUCUCGACAAUAUAUUUAUUGAUCCGAAGACAAACAAAAUCACUUGCAUAAUUGACUGGCAGCACGUUUCUGCUUCCCCCAGGAUUCUGCAAAAGCUUUAUCCACAGAUGCUAGAAAUCUCAGCCGCUGAGCAAUCAGAUCAAUACAAACAUGAGAAAAUGCUUCUCGACCACUAUUGUGAUGCAGUUAAAGAAGCAGGUCCAAAGCACUGGAAGGUACUUUGUGAACCACAUCUCACUAUUAGGAUCGACCCUAUUUUUUUGGUCCCUGGCUGUUGGGACCGAGAAGAUCUCUUCUCGCUACGCAAUGCAUUGAUUACGGCUGUGGCUCGUUGGGACAAUAUUAACCAUCAUAAAAAUCCAUGUCCUGUCAAUUUCACGGAUGAAGAACUACUACAACACCAAAACGAGAUGGAACUUAUUAAAGGGAUCUCAGCCGUCAUGCACCAGCUGCAGGAUGAAGAUCUUAUUCCGCUGGGAGGCAUGGUACGUCCGCAGUAUUACGAACGUGCUAAAGAACUGAACAACAUAUGUUAA